CACCUAAACAGGCGCAAUCUCUGCGUCUUUGAGGCGAUCUCCUCUCUCUCUCUCCCUCUCCCUCUCCCUCUCCUGCACUCUCUGUCGCCGUCGGGCUUAGCCUAACCGCAUUGCGCUCUCAGUCUCGCUCGCCUAAUCCCGCACCCGCGCCUCCUCGCCUCGCCGCUCUCUCUCAACCCUGCCUCCCAUGAAUUCUUAAGUUUGUGAAUUUCUCCGCACAACAAAGUUUGUAGGAGCUGAUUUAUUGUGGUGCAGAGAGUGUGCAACUCCUGCAUUAAAAUUAAUAAUCUCCUGUGUCAGAGGUCAAAGUUGGGAGCUAACUAUGGCAAGUAAAGGUCGAGUCCCUCCUCCCCACCAUCACCGUCCUCUCCCUGGUCCUGGUGCCGGGCAUCCUGAUCCAUAUGCUUCUGCAGUUCGUCCACCUGUUGGUGGUUUUCCUCACUUUGAAAUGUUACCUCCUCAUGAACUAAUGGCACAUAAGCUUUCUGCACAGCAUGUUGAGAUAGCAAAACUUGCAACAGAAAAUCAGAGGCUAGCUGCUACCCAUGGUACUCUGAGACAAGAUCUUGCUACUGCCAAGCAUGAAUUGCAAUUAAUACAUGCACACAUUAAUGAUGUAAAGUCUGAAAAAGAGCAACAGACUAGAGGACUUACUGAUACAAUAUCAAAGAUGGAGUCUGAACUUAAAGCUGCAGAAUCCAUCAAAAAGGAGUUGCAGCAAGCACGGACUGAGGCACAAUCCUUGGUUUCUGGAAGACAGGAACUUGUUUCAAAGAUACAGCAAUUGAAUCACGAGCUUCAUAUGGCUCACUCUGAGGCACAACAAAUCCCUCCUCUAGUUGCGGAACUUGAUGGGAUGAGACAGGAGUACCAGCAUUGCAGGGGGACUUAUGACUAUGAGAAGAAGUUAUACAAUGACCACCUUGAAUCACUUCAGGUAAUGGAAAAGAACUACAUCGCAAUGUCGAGAGAAGUGGAGAAGCUCAGGGCUGAGCUGAGUACUUCUACAAAUUAUGACCACCGAACUGGAGGGCCGUAUGGUGGUUCCGCUGGAUAUAUUGGAAAUGUUCCUCCAGGGAACUAUGCUUCUGCUCAUGCCUAUGGUGUACAGCAGCAGGGUCAUGGUUCUCAUAUGGGAGGGGGUGCUGGGCUUGGACCCGCUGUGCCAACUGGUACUGAGGGUAAUUCUCAGCCUGCUCCCUAUGGUUCGGGUAAUGCUCAAGAUGCGUCCAGAGGCCCUUUUUACCCUGCGUUUAGGGGAACUAGUUAUGAUCCCCAGAGGGUACAAACUGGAGCUAGUUAUGGUGCCCAACUGGGACCUACUGGAACAGGUUAUGGUGCCCAACUGGGACCUACUGGAACAGGCUACGAUGCACAGAGGGGAUUGGCUCCAUCUGCACACAAUACCCCUAGGGUACCGGGAUAUGAAGCUCCGAGAGGUCAUAGAUCUGAAACCCAGGAGGGCCAAGGUGUCCCUGCUUAUGAUAUCCAAAGAGGCUCAGGAGAUGAAGCUCAAAGGGGAGCUAAUUACGAGGCACAAAAGGGCGCUGGCUAUGAUGCAUCAUCCAGAGGUGCUGCAGGCCAUCAAGGACAGGUUCCCAUGAAUAACCAACCUUACCAGCCAACACCGAAUUCUAGAGCUGGUACUGGAUAUGAGGUGCCAUCGCAUGGUGUAAACCCCGCUCAUAGGUGAACUUUAGGCCAUCCUCAGGGUCUAGUGCCUACGGAACUUGCUGAAAGAGAGCCUUGUAGUUAUUAACACUUGAAGCAGGCAACAUGGUGGUGGUGGAUGCGCGUGCACACACACACAGACACAGACACACACACACUUGCUUCCAUGAAAAGAUCGGACUCUUUUUUUUGAAGUGUUACUCUGUUCACAAAUCAGGCUAUGGAUCAAUUGGCAUUUGAUUGGAGCGCGUUCAAUUGUAGAGGAACUCGUUUACUUUCCAUUCAGUUGAGUGAUAAUGUGAAAUUGGUGAAAAUAGUUUAAUCCUUAAUUUCACUUAAAUUGAGUUAUAUUUUACUCC
Salvia hispanica is the source of this 2030-nucleotide messenger RNA. Its product is annotated as sarcolemmal membrane-associated protein. The record is from RefSeq and is a predicted model, not a curated record. NCBI's taxonomy places the organism in Eukaryota, Viridiplantae, Streptophyta, Magnoliopsida, Lamiales, Lamiaceae.